AUGUUAAGUGGUAGGCAAUUCUAUCACAUUCGAAUUUCUCACCUCGAGUAGUGAAGUCAAGCGAAAAAUAUCAAAUUUUCACAGCCUCAAAUUGUAUAAAUUGAACAGUGAAGUUAAGUGAAUUUUAAAGCAAGUUUAUUUGGAAAAUGGAUACUCAGGAAAUCGUUCCAAUUACUCAACAAACUAUGGUCGCUACAAUGUUGCAUCUGGACAAUUUAAACGUGGAUUGCCUGUUGAAUAUUUUCCGUAUGCUGAGCCUUCCAGAUCUUGCAAGUGUAACAGGAGUUUGUCGAAAUUUUCGAGAUAUAGCCGCCGAAGCCUUCAAAUAUGAAUGGAAAAACAAAACGAUCCGCCUGAGUAACAAAGAUAGUAACAGCAAAUUGGAGUCAACAGCCAUUUUACGGAACUUUGGAAAUCAGUUGCAAAAUGUGCAGAUUGUAUUCGACAAGCAAAGAAAUGAUACAUUCUUCAAAUUGAUCAUCGACAAGUGUAGCUCACAAUUAAAACAAGUAGACUUAUCCAGCACGUGUUUCAACGUCCAUUUGGAGAGAGUUCUAAGCAAAGAGAAUAUCCAACGCUUUAACGAUAAAUUCGUAAACUUGAAGGCACUGAGAUUCGAGAAUAACAUCGACGACAUCAUUGAACCGGAAUGCAUUGAGCAGCAGUUUCCAGCACUGGAGGAGUUGAGCUUAUCUGGCUAUCCAUUCGUAAAUCAGAACGUUCUCCAAUUCAUCAUAGUUAAUCCUCAGAUCAAAAGUUUGUCAUCAUUUCACUGCAACACAUUACAGGAUGGUGUAGAUAUGAUUAGAAUGAUCGAUCAACACCUGCCACGAUUGGAACGGCUCGGUUUGUGGGUACAUGGUCGAGCGGACAUGAUUGAAUACCAGCCACGUUUUCUGAAGGCUUUGAAACAUCUGAAAAUUCACAGCUAUGGAAGUACAGCGAAUUUGCACCAUUUGUCGAUUUCCAAUGAACGCGUGGAAGAAAUGGAAUUGGAGUUAGGUUCGUGUGACGAGAAUGUAAUUGAUUUCAUCUGCCAGUACAAAGAACUCACUAAAUUGGCUAUCCGCCUGUACAGUGAUAGUCCAUUCGACUGUAAAUUUUUGUCAGAACUGAAAAAGCAUCUGCCCAAAUUGACUGAGAUUGAGAUUUGUGGUUUCUGGAGAGAUCUCAACCACACAGACAUCGUGCAUUUCGUGCAUGAAUCGAAACGCUUGAUCAACUUCAUUCUUCGUGAUGGUAAACGGAAAGACAUUUUGGAUGACAUGAAUCAAAUACGAACGAAAUUGGAUUCUACACAUUGGUCCGUUAAUUAUAAUGCAUCAGCGCCCCGUCAACUACACUUUGUUCGUGCGAAACGACCCGGAAAUUAGUGAAAAAUUGCUGAGACGAAGAGUUUUGAACGAUCGAUCCAAGAACAAUAUCGUGAGCUUAAAAUAGUAGAUUUUGUACCAAAAAUAAUUCAAAAUCUUAGAUUGUAGGCGAAUUAAAGUGACAUCGAAAAGUGUAAAGUGUAAAGAAUGUAAUUUGAACAAAUAAAUUUGAUUUUAUGA
Bradysia coprophila is the source of this 1553-nucleotide messenger RNA. RefSeq lists its product as uncharacterized. Gene Ontology annotation, molecular function: protein binding. The record is from RefSeq and is a predicted model, not a curated record. Lineage: Eukaryota; Metazoa; Arthropoda; Insecta; Diptera; Sciaridae.